AUGGAUGUGGAUCCCGAAAUUGUAGUAGCUCUGGUGUUCCAUUGGGUUUUCUGGUCGGUUAUGCUGCUGCUAAUUGAAUUCAGAUUCUUUCAACAUAUCAGACUAAAAGCGGCAGGCUACUGGAAGACACUCAUAUUUAAAACUUGUGGGAAGAGGCCGAAGACCAGGAGCUUGUCCCUGGGAAGAAAAACUUUCAAUAUACAAAGUCUGUUUAUUAGACGGAGGAGUGUGAAGAAAGUUCCCUCGCAGUUACUGUGGGUUGAUCCGGGCAUUUCAGAGCACCUGGCAAUGCUGCAGAGCACUUCCAAUGAUGUGGGCAUGAUCCGAAUGGUUGGGGUCGACUACGGCGACGCAGACUACACUGGACCUCCACGAUUAAAUCUGCUGAUAAAGAAGGGAGAGUGUUACUGUUUCGUGGAUACGGAGAAGUCGACAGCCUCUAGGAUCUUGAAACUACUCAGCGGGAGAAGUCUACCUUUCACCGGGAAAAUCAUCGUGAAAGGACAGCACUUUGUAGUCCACGGAAAACCGUCGUACACGCCUAUUGGCUACUGCAUGGAGAUCGACUCUGUUGUGGGAGUGUUGACCGCCCGUGAGGUUCUGAUCAUCCACGCAAAACUGCGAGGCAUCAAGGAUAAAGACUUAGACACGGUGGUGGAUUCUGUUCUCAAGACGUUCAAUCUUCUGGAUAAAGCCGACAUUCGGUCCGCGAAAUUCAGCUCAAGUGAUCAGAGGCUACUAAACAUUGCCGUGGCCGUAGUUGGAGAUCCGGAGAUCAUCCUCCUUGACGACCCAUUCGGAAAUUUAGACGUGGUGAACAAAUCCCUGGUGUGGAAAGCUCUGGAUAAGUCCGUGCUGAGUGGAUCCACUAUCAUCAUGUGCUCGGACAAAAUUCGGGAAAUUUCUGACAAAGUAACAGUCGUGGUAAUUUUACUGAACGGAGAGCCAGUGUGCAUUGGGUCGCCAGAAACGAUCAGAAACCGCUACUGUGGCAGUUAUACUUUGCUGGCAAAGUUGGACGUCUGUAACCGGAACUUGCCGAUAGAGGCCCUUAUUACUUCACUGAAGGAGCGAUUUCCGAAAUGCGUUAUAUUCUACGACCAUCAAGACUUUCUGCACAUGAGGAUUCCAUACGACGACACCACCUUGCCUGAUGUAUUCGCUCUUAUGGAAUCUGCCAAGAAACAUCUCAAGAUACACAGCUACAAGCUAGUGCAUACGAAUCUGGCUUACGUCAUUACAGCUAUGCAGCAGCGACUCAUCGAGGAGUCCACCGUAGUAAACGAAUGUGAUGAUUGCGAUGAUGAUGAUGAUUUUGAUUAG
Messenger RNA from Candidula unifasciata, 1323 nucleotides. The record is from the annotation of a GenBank genome assembly. NCBI's taxonomy places the organism in Eukaryota, Metazoa, Mollusca, Gastropoda, Stylommatophora, Geomitridae.